CGAGAGCGCAGGGGCGGUGAUCGCGGGGUGACGAGCGAGGGGCGCGGAGCUCCGGGAAGGGCGCGUGCGCGGGGACAGACCCUCGGGGGAGAAGGCAGGGCAAGGCCGGACGCGGGGGCCGGUGGUCUGGGCACCCAGCUUAGAAGAUGCACAAGAGGAAAGGACCCCCAGGUCGAGGCGCCGCCACCGCCCGUCAGCUGGGCCUGCUGGUUGACCUCUCCCCAGAUGGUCUGAUGAUCCCUGAGGAUGGAGUUAAUGAUGAGGAACUGGAGGCCGAGUUCUUGGCCUUGGUGGAGGGCCAGCCCCCAGCCCUGGAGAAGCUCAAAGGCAAAGGGCCUCUGCCCAUGGAGGCCAUUGAGAAGAUGGCGAGCCUGUGUAUGAGAGACUUGGACGAGGAGGAGGAGGAGGAGGAGGAGGGGACUGAUGAGGACGAUGUGGAGGCUGAUGAUGACCUGCUGGCGGAACUGAAUGAGGUCCUUGGAGAGGAGCAGAAGGCUUUGGAGUCCCAGCCUCCUUCGGCCCAGCCACAGCCCACAGCCCCCAGCCCAGGGAUGGAGGCCACCCUGCAGGAGAGACUAGCCCUCUACCAGACAGCAAUCGAAAGUGCUCGGCAAGCCGGAGAUGGUGCCAAGAUGCGGCGCUAUGACAGGGGCCUUAAGACACUCGAAAACCUGCUGGCCUCCGUCCGGAAGGGCAAUGCCAUCGACGAAGGGGACAUCCCACCACUGGUGGCUGUGGGCCGAAGCCUGGCAGCCAUGCCCAGCCACACCCCUGUGCCCACCCAGCCAGCCCCUGUGAACCUACCUGCCCCGGAGCCCAGGGUGAACGUGCAGGGUCCUCCUCCCACUGCCCCAGCCUCGUCCCCUGGCUCAGCAAAGCCCCAGCUGCCCCCAGGUCCUCAUGCUCCUGGAGUUCCUGAAGCCUCUCCAAGAGGUCCUUGCAGCUCUGGCCCCCCGGCCCAGUUGCAGAGCCGGCAGCGUGAGUAUAAGCUGGCUGCUCUCCAGGCCAAGCAGCAGGGAGAUACUGCCGCCGCCGCCCGACUCUUCCGUGUGGCCAAGAGCUUUGAUGCCAUCUUGGAGGCCCUGAGCCGGGGGGAGCCCGUGGACCUGUCCCGCCUGCCCCCUUCACCUGACCAGCUGCCGACAGACUCACCAUCACCACCUUCGCAGCCUCUGACUCCCACUACAGCGCCCUCGACACCAGAGGUGCCCCCACCCCCACGGACCCUCCUGGAGGCACUGGAGCAGCGGAUGGAGCGGUACCGCGUGGCUGCAGCCCAGGCCAAGACCAAGGGGGACCAGCGGAAGGCUCGCAUGCAUGAGCGUAUCGUCAAGCAAUACCAAGAUGCUAUCCGAGCCCACAAGGCUGGCCGAACCGUGGAGGUGGCAGAACUGCCCGUGCCCCCAGGCUUUCCUCCCAUCCAGGGUCUGGAGGCCACCGAGCCCACUCAGCAGAGCCUAGUGGGUGUCCUAGAGACUGCCAUGAAGCUGGCCAAUCAGGAUGAAGGCCCAGAGGAUGAAGAGGAUGAGGAGCCUAAGAAGCAGUCCACCAGCCCUGCAGCCCCCAUGGCCCAGCGCAAGGCUCCACCCUCAAGGGCACCAGCAUCAGGACCAGCCCCAGCAGCCAAAGCAGCCCCCAAAGGCACGUCCACCAGAGCUCAGCAGCAGCUGGCCUUCCUGGAGAACCGCAAGAAGCAGCUCCUGCAGGCUGCACUGCGAGCAAAGCAGAAGAAUGAUGUGGAGGGCGCUAAGAUGCACCUGCGCCAGGCCAAGGGGCUGGAGCCCAUGCUGGAGGCCUCACGCAAUGGGCUGCCCGUGGAUAUUGCCAAGGUGCCGCCUGCCCCAGUCAACAAAGAUGACUUCACCCUGGUCCAGCGGCCUGGCCCGGGUCUAUCUCAGGAGGCUGCCCGGCGCUACGGUGAGCUCACCAAACUGAUACGGCAGCAGCAUGAGAUGUGCCUAAACCACUCUAACCAGUUCACCCACCUGGGCAACAUCGCUGAAAUCAGCAAGUUUGAGAAGCUGGCAGAGGACUGUAAACGGAGCAUGGACACUCUGAAGCAGGCCUUCGCCCGGGGUCUCCCCACACCUGUUGCCCGCUUUGAGCAGAGGACCUUCAGUGUCAUCAAGAUCUUCCCUGACCUCAGCAGCAACGACAUGCUUCUGUUCAUCGUGAAGGGCAUCAACUUGCCCACACCCCCAGGGCUCUCCCCCGGGGACCUGGAUGUUUUCGUUCGGUUUGACUUCCCCUAUCCCAAUGUGGAAGAAGCUCAGAAAGACAAGACCAGUGUGAUCAAGAGCACAGAUUCCCCAGAGUUCAAGGAGCAGUUCAAACUCUGCAUCAACCGUGGCCACCGUGGCUUCAGAAGGGCCAUCCAGACCAAAGGCAUCAAGUUCGAAGUGGUCCACAAGGGGGGCCUGUUCAAGAACGACCGGGUCCUGGGCACAGCCCAGCUGAAGCUGGACACCCUGGAGACUACAUGUGAGGUCCGGGAGAUCAUUGAGGUUCUGGACGGCCGCCGGCCCACUGGGGGAAGGCUGGAGGUGAUGGUCCGGAUUCGGGAGCCACUGACAGCCCAGCAGUUGGAGACGACAACUGAGAGGUGGCUGGUCAUUGACCCCGUGCCGGUAGCUGUGCCCACGCAGGUCACUGGGCCCAAAGGGAAGGCCCCUCCAGUGCCUGCCCCUUCGAGGGAGCCAGGGAACAGACCAGCCCGGCCCCUGCACAGCCUCAGUGUGCUGGCCUUCGACCAAGAGCGUCUGGAGCGGAAGAUCCUGGCCCUCAGGCAGGCACGGAGGCCGGUGCCCCCUGAGGUGGCCCAGCAGUACCAGGACAUCAUGCAGCGCAGCCAGUGGCAAAGGGCCCAGCUGGAGCAGGGGGGUGCAGGCAUCCGGCGGGAGUACAUGGCUCAGCUGGAGAGGCAGCUGCAGUUCUACACGGAGGCCGCCCGGCGCCUGGGCAACGAUGGCACUAGGGAGGCUGCAAAGGAGGCGCUGUACAGGCGGAACCUGGUGGAGAGUGAGCUGCAGCGGCUCCAAAGGUGAGGGGCCGACAGGCGAGUGGCCCCAGCCCAGGGAGCAGCCCAGCAGCUGGGAGGAGCUGAGCGUGGCCCAGACCAAAUGAGCAGACAAUCAUC
Molecule: messenger RNA, 3136 nt
Organism: Loxodonta africana (African savanna elephant)
Lineage: Eukaryota; Metazoa; Chordata; Mammalia; Proboscidea; Elephantidae
Gene: CC2D1A
Product: coiled-coil and C2 domain containing 1A
Exons: 30
Coding region: 147-3044 (965 amino acids)
Biological process (GO): regulation of transcription by RNA polymerase II
Cellular component (GO): nucleus
Molecular function (GO): DNA-binding transcription repressor activity, RNA polymerase II-specific; RNA polymerase II cis-regulatory region sequence-specific DNA binding
Source: RefSeq, a predicted model, not a curated record